CCCAUUUAUACCUGUUUGUACCAUCUAGCUCGAGGCAGUAACAAUAAUUAUUUGUUGUUGUGGGCUUGACUCAUGAUCCGGUCGUCUGAUCUCGUCGGGAGGAAAAGAACAUGUGGAAAGUGGGGGAUGCCCCCCGGAUUAAACUCCGAUGAUCAAGUCAGUAUAUAGUUUAGAGUGAGUUCAGAGAGUAAUGUAGAGAGAUAAAGUGUAGAGAGAGAGCCAAGGUGAAAAGUGAGGGAAGAGAAGAAGUGCCCCCUACCCCCUCUUGGAGGGUUUCAUACCAUAUAUACUCGUAGCGGGUUUCGAGCGUCAUACCUUAUCGAUUGGACGCGCUAUUACUUAGUUUGUGCGCGGAGUAUCUUAGUAACACCCCCAACAAUUGCCCUUCCUCCCCCCCCCCCCCCCCUCAAGCUAGUGGUGAGUUUUAACUCAUCGCUAGCUUAUUAUUUUUUUUUUAAAUCUUCAUCGAUAAUUUUGGAUGGAGCCCUAUGCAGCCCAGCUUCCCCCCCAGCUGGUGGCGCGUUUGGCUGAAGCGGUGCCAGCUUCCUUCGUCAUGCCCCCCUGUUGGUGUAUUUCAUUAAGCCGUUGAGCACUCUUCUAUUGGAAUUAUUCACACACACACAAGUGUGCCCUCUUUCAUUGGUACGCUUGUGAUAGCCGCACGAUUACGUUACGGGGUUACCGCGCACGUUUAGUGUCCUUUAUUGGAGAUAGAGUUAGUUGAACACUCUCAUAUUGUAGAUUUACCAAUCCUCUUAUCGAAGUCUUAUUUGUGUGCUUUCAGUCGAGUCUUACAUGAAUGGAGGUAGUCGAGCUCUCCCAUAUUGUAGAUUCACCAAUGCUCUUAUCGAAGUCUUAUUUGUGUGCUUUCAGUCGAGUCUUACAUGAAUGGAGGUAGUCGAGCGCUCCCAUGUUGUAGAUUCCCCAAUGCUCUUAUCGAAGUCUUAUUUGUGUGCUUCAGUCGUGUCUUACAUGAAUGGAGGUAGUCGAGCGCUCCCAUAUUUGUAGAUUCACCAAUGCUCUUAUCGGAGUCUUAUUUGAGUGCUUCAGUAGAGGCUUACAUGAAUGGAAGUAAUCGAGCGCUCCCAUAUUUGUAGAUUCAUCAAUGCUCUUAUCGAAGUCUUAUUUGUGUGCUUCAGUCGAGUCUUACAUGAAUGGAGGUAGUCGAGCACUCCCAUAUGUGUAGUCGAGCGCUCCCAUAGCGGCAGUGAUGUUAUUAUUUUUUAUGAGCUAAGUGCUUAUUGGGCUUGGUGGGACUGCAACACUUGUACGAAGCGGGCCGAGGGACGGGUUGGGCCUCGAAAGGCGGAUCGGAAUGGUGGACAUGGGCCAAGAGUGGAGUCAUGUCCGCUUGUUGGAUCCGCUCCCUGAUUUGAAGCUAGUUGUUGCUGGUGGAGCGGGCCGCAAAUGAGGCGCAAAGGGAGAUGGGGCGCGGCGCCAGUUGAUUAUAGUUUCUAUAUAGGGUAAAGUCUAUAUAGGUUUGGAGUGUUGUAGAUGGAUUGGAGUAUAGUAUGGAUAUAGUUUUCACACUCUAAGUGCACAUGAGUUGAGUAUGAAUACCCAUUUACUUGAGUUUGUUUUAACUACACAUAAAAAAUUGAACCUAUCUGUAAAAAUUAAUAAGUUGAGGUAUCAAAAUGAAAUUCACAAAAAUUUUAUGUACCAAAGUGUGUUUUUCAUAAAAUGUUUAAAUUUAGAUACUAAAUCCAACAUCUUUUCAGUUUAGCUACCAAAUCAUAAUUUUCAUAUGUAUAUGGGUACAAACCCAGAUUCAUAAAUUAAAAAUCCAACCCAAAUAAGCAGAGAUGCGUAUAAACCUAUCAAACUCUAGCCAUUUAUUUUGUAUUUGAGUUUCAUACUCAACCCAAUUGAAUUGGAUAAGGAGAUACUUAUGAAUUUGGACAAAAUUGUGAUCCUAACUCACUAUCCUAAUAGUUACCUUUGCUAUUUCUUAGUACCAUCCUAAUCCUUCUCGUAGUCGUUAAUUUGGUUCUCCUUUCCAUCUCAUGGUAUGCAUUUACUCAUGAUAUGAGGAAAGCAGAAUUUCCAUAAUAUGAGGACUCUUACAAUAGGAUUCAUACCAAGCAAGAGCCACCUUUCAGGAAAGUUUGAGAACUUUCACCCCAGGACCAAACAAAGAUCGCUCGAACUCUUCCCAACCAGCCUAUACCUUGUACACAUGUUCUCCAUCAACAUGGUGACGAGAAUCUUGAUAGCAGCUGAAGUAUCGUAUACUCAAAGCACCCAUAGGAUUGAGGGAGAGUGAUUUCAAAGUGAGAAUGAGAGUGAGAGCUUAUGAAUAUUCUCGUGGCUUGGCUUAAAAAAACAUUUUAAACAAAAUGGCAAUAACCACAAAAGAAACAAUUUAGUUCAAAUAGCACCCAUUUUCCUCAAGCGAGGCUUUGAUUUCUAAAAUUGAGUUCCCAUUAUACUUUUCAAAAUGAGAUUUUUCAAACAUUGUUUGCAAUCUUCUUAAGUCAAGAUAGGUAAAAGUUGCACUUUGUUCCGAAGAACAGAAGGCAAAGAACAUAUUCUCAAGGGAAAGAUAGUGCCACAGAAAAAAGUGGUUAUCCAAACCCCUUAAAUCAUGAUUAGACGGGAAACCUCAUUGAUCUUGAAUCAUUUGUUCCAGCUACCCAAUCUGUCAAUCAAACUAUCCUUCAACUAAAUAUUUUUUUUACCUCAUACCUCUCGGUGAAAUCAAUCAAGCAUGUCUAGAAACCGACAUCAAAAAGACAAUACCCCGAGAUGAAAAAUUCCUCUUAGCCAAGCAUGACAUACUCGCAUAGCAAGAAUAUCAAUCAAACUAAAAGAGCACGUUAUCCGAGGCCACCAUGCUACAAAUGCCUCCUACAAAAUCAACCUACCAAUAAGAAGAUUGUAUGGCUAACACACCAGCCACGCAAGCACCGAGGUCCAAGGUGGAGAAAGCAGAGGAUCAACCUUUUAUUAGUCCCCAAAAUGACAUGCAUUGGCCUCAUUGAGGAGACAAAGAGGAAACACUAUAUGGCAAGCCCAAUACCUCGAGAUGAUGACUCACGCUUGAAGGAAGAAAGUACCUACUGGAGACACCCAUGCUGCUCCAGCGUGAGCACAACUAAGGAGCAAGUUCAGUAAAAGAAUGACGUAGUUCCUUGUGGAUGAUCGUUUUAAGAGAAUCCAUGAAAAAAAUAUCAAAGCCAUUAUUAAGGGUCUUACUCUUCCCUUUGCAUAUUUUUCAAGACAUCAUCAUAUAACUCCUCAUAUAUGCAUAUACAUCAAACAUAUCGCAUGCGUCAUUUAUUAGAUGACUAAUUACAAGAAAUUCAAAGAUAAAUAUUAAUAUUUAUUAGUGGGCAUAGCUUUCCAUCAACAUAUCUCACCGCGACAUUGCAACACAUCAUAUCAAAAAAUAUCUUGCAUUUGCACAUCAUAUUGACUUCAAAUUCAAAUCUUUACCAAUAUCAAGUUUGGCACAUACCUAAGAUCUACCUAAGACUCUACCAAUUGCUUGUUUCAACCACUCAUGUCAAGCACAAAAAAUCUAUACCGCUUGUGAUCAAGUUAAACUUUCACAUAUCCUCGUGAAUUUUACCAUCAUGAUACACAUGAUCAAACAGGCUAUGCCGCCACGAAAAAAUUCAAAUCAAGCUAUAUCGCCACGAACAAAAACCUCGUUUAGGCUAUACUGCCAUGGGAACAAGAUAGAACCAAAUCAGGCUAAACCGCCAUGGAUAAAAAAUCCCGAAUCAGGCUCUACCACCACGGGGCCACAAUACCCAAAUCAGGCUAUACUGCCAUGGGAACAAGAUAACCAAAUCAGGCUAUACCGCCACGGGACCACAAAACCCAAAUCAGGAUAUACCGCCACGGGACCACAAAACCCAAAUCAGGCUAUACCGCCAUAUGAACAAGAUAAAACCAGUUCAGGCUAUACCGCCACUCGACCACAAGUAAACCAACACAAGCUAUACCGCCAUACAAAAAAAAACAACAUGGGCUUCAUCGCCACACAAACACUAUACUAAAAAACAAAAGUAGGUUAUACCGACAUACGAAAAUCAAAGCAGGCUAUACCGUCAUACAAAAACCAAAAUCAGGCUAUAACUCCAUGGAUAAAAACACAAAUCAGGCUAUACUGCCACAAGAAGCACACCCAAACCAGGAUAUAUCGGGGCUAGAAAAUCCAAAUCAAGCUAUACCGCAUGAGAGAUAACAUACCCUAAUCAGGCUAUACUGCUAUGGGAGCACACCUAAAUCAAGCUAUACCACCAUGGGAACAGAAACUCUAAACCAAUCUAUAAUGCCACAAGAGCAAACAAACCCAAAAUCAUUGCUAUAUCACACUGUUUCUCUCACAUAUAUUCCAUAACACGACAUUAUAAUUCAUUAACAUUACUCAUCCCAUGAUUGUCUCGCAAAAUACUCUCAUACUCAUUAUCACCAUGCAUUUAAAUGUCUAGCAUGUCAUAUCCCGGACAACCCCAGAGCUUCGCCGUCAAUAAAUGUUUAGCAUGUCAUACCCUGAACAAUUUGAUUGCAUUGCUAUUAACAUAUCUAGCUUGUCAUAUCCCGGACAACCCAUCGCAUUGCCAUCAAUAAAAGUUCAGCCCGUCAUAUACCUGAACAUCUUGAUUGCAUUGUCAGUAAAAAUGUCUAGCGUGUUAUAUCCUGGACAACCCUAUAGCAUUGUCAUCAAUAAAUGUUUAGUAUGUCAUACCCCGAACAUCGUGAUUGCAUUGUCUAUUAAAAUCUCUAGCGCGUUAUAUCCCGGACAACCCUAUAGCAUUGCCAUCAAUAAAUGUUUAGCAUGUCAUAUCCCGAACAUCUUGAUUGCAUUAUUUGUAAAAAUGUCUAGCGUGUUAUAUCCCGGACAACCCUAUAAUUGCCACCAACAAAAGUUCAACUCGUCAUACCCCGAACAAUGUGAAUAUAUUUUUUUUAUUUCAACUUGUUAUAUCCCGGACAACUUGAGUGCUUUCUUAUGCCAUCGUUCAAUUUGUUUAGCUAGUUUUAUCCCAAACAACUUGAAUGCAUCAUCAUAACCAAACAAUUGACCCGUCACUAUUAGUGACAAAAUGCGGUGUCUUAAAAAGAGCUUUGUAUACCUCACGAUACCAAGAGAUAUACGAAGGGGGGCAACUGUAGACACCACUUUUUGUCCGGGCUAAAACAUAUAUUUAAUUAAAUCUAUUUAGUUUUUAUUUAAGGUUUGCAAUAGCAAAUCAUAUUUUUUGUGCUGGGAAUGGGUAUUGUUUGCCAUAACUCGAUUGAGAUUAAGCAAUAGCAAAUCUCGAUCGAUGUAAUUUGAUAGUGAGAGUUGACCUGUUUAGCUCCGAUUGGACAAAAUAAGCAUUCGCUCAAUUCAUUUAUCACGUGAAUUGAGAUGUCAGAUUGGUACUUAAGACAUUGUGUUUGCCAAAAUUGGACCUCGACUUUUGAAACGAUAAAAGAAAAAUAACAAAGUAAACUUUUCUAUUUUUCAAAGUAUCAAUAAAUAAAAAUUACAUUACAAGCCUAUUACAAUCAGUUCUAUAGGAGUGCUUAACAUAAAUAAAAGUACAAACCCAUUUCUAAAAGUCUAUGCCUAGCCCAGCCAAUUUACCCAAUCAACUCGGGCCAGGCCCAUAUCCAGGUCAACAGAAGUCAACUCCAAUCUCACACACCAGACCCAAUGACAGAUCUGGCCCAAACCUAAUCUGAUCGACCAGACGGGUUGAACCAGAGUGACCUGACCAGACCCAGCACCACCGCCUCUAUUUCCCUAUAAAAGGAGGCCCACUCUUCCUCCAAAAGGAUAGAGAGGGACGAUAGGAACGCCACUCAUCAUGUUCUUCAUCUUCCUUUUCCUCUUCUCUUGCCUUUUUCUUAGAAAUACAAACAGAUUUGAAGUGAGACACAGAAAUACAAACUCUCCUCUCUUUCCUUUCUUUUCCCGACAAAAAAACAGCAAAGAGAGAAAAACACGGAGGACUACUGUCCGCUUUUUCUUUUCUUCCCCGCAAAACAGAGAGAGAUCAUUUCCACUUCUUUUCCUUCUCUACUGCCAAAAAUACACAAAAAAGAGACAAAAAUUGCAAACACAGUAGAGAGAGAGGGAACAGACUUCGAAACUCCAGCUCAGCAAAAGACAAGUGAUGACUCAGUAUUUGCACAUGUUUUCCCCUUUGUUUCUUGAUUUUUUGAGCUUGAAUUAUUGCGUAUUUGUCCUAUUUUAUGCUAGGUUGUGUUCCUUUGUCACAUUUCAGGUCCUAGCACAUAAAGUGAAGCAUAGGCGCAAAUUUCAAAUCAAUCAGAGAUCAAUUGACGAUUCGGGAGAAGAAACUCGGGCAUGUCCUGAAGAAGAAUGGAUUUCUACCUCAAUUUAUGGACAAAGAAUCAUGCAAGCUUGUCAUGAAAAGAAAGAGGACGAGACUACGAGCGUCUUGGAUCAAACGGGGACUGAUUCGGAGUCUGGACGAGGGAGAAACGAAGCAUUAAACAGAGGCUGAGCAAGCCACACGGGCAUCCUGGAACUCCACACGGCCGUUUGGGUCGUGGCCGUGUGGAAAUCACCGAGCCUUCACACGGGCAGCUGGGACAGCCACACGGCCGUGUGGCCUGGCCGCGUGAUCGGGAAUUUCUGUUUAAAACUCGAUUUUCAGCCAAAGGAAAUGGGAGAGCUGGGUUUUGGUUCCCAAACACCCAAGGGACGAACCCUAGAGAGAGAGCGACUUGGGAACAUUCUUGGAGCUAUUUUGGAGGAUUUCUUCACCAUUGGAGCUCAAGAAUCAAGCUUGGAGAUGGAGAUGGAGAUGGAGAUUGAAGAUCUAGAUCAGAUUUCUGCAGUCUCUCUCUUCUCUAUGGAGUAACUUCCCUUCACUUAGGUUUUGAGGAACCCUAGUUCCAUGUGUUAGGAUCUUUCUUGUAUGAAGUUUUGGAUGCUAUAUUGUUUGAUUAUAAUCGAUUGAGGCAUGAUAUAUUGAGUCAAUUGAAUCUUGAUCAAAUUCACUUGAUUUCUGCUUUAACCUAUGAUAGAUAGAAUCUGAUUAGGUUAAGAGAGCUUCCUUGAUUGAUGGUGGUGAAUUGGUUAUACGAGAGUUAGUCAAUCUACUACUUUAUACUAUAAUCCAAUUCCGGUAGUGGAGUUCUGUGUUCAUAGCCUCAGCUUUCUAUCCCGGUGAAGGUUAGUCGCCUGCCGGGUAGUUGGACUGAGAGGGCUUGGUCAGCUUAAGAGAUUCCAAGCUACUGUCGGAUCUUCCGCAGUUUAAUCAACAGUAGAUCAACCAAAGGUAAUUGCAACUUGGACCUAAUUGAGGAGCUAGGGGGAAUCAUACCUAAGUGAGUUCACAACUUGUAAUUAGUAGAGUAGUCAGUAGAGUAGUUUAUAAAUCAAUCCUUAAUCUAGUUUGCUAGAUAAUGAACUGAAGCUGAGUAAUAGUAACUCUAGAGACCCGGGGAUUCGAUAUUUAUUACUUGUGCCACUAUACUGCGAUCCCUUUCAUUGGUUACACUUGGCCAUUAUUAGGUGUUGUGUUUUAGCGUGUCAAGUUUUUGGCGCCGUUGCCGGGGAUUUUCUAGAGUAUUAGGAAAGGUAGAAGUUUGUUACUUUAGCGUUUUUCUUUUCUUUUCUUUUCCACCCUUGCUUUUCACUUGGGUGCUUUUGUUUUUGUUGGUGCAGAUCUGAAUCAUGGAUCCUCAUGGCUUCUCCAACAAUUGGGGGUAUCCACCACCACCCGAGUGGUAUUACCCCGAGACUCCCUGGAGCAAUCAAGGAGGAGAAGACUAUGGAUUCGGGUUCCAGUACCAACCCCCUUACUACGGAGAACAACCGGACCCCUGGGCAUAUCAAGAAAAACCUCAUUACCAAGAAGAAUUUCUCCCACAACCACAAGGGCCAUCGACGCUGGAGUUACCCAUGGCGGCCUUUACGGGCCAUUCUGCAAAGCCAUGCUACACUCCACAGCCUGAUCCAAACUAUGAAUUGUGGCUUCUCAUGGAGCAGUUUGCUCGAGACAGUGAGAGAACAUGCUCCAGGAUGGAUCAUUGUGUCCAGGCCUAUCAUGAAACAGAGGAGAUCCUCCUGAGCCUUAAGAAGAGCGUCGAUGAUCUUGAGCGAUCUUGUGCACAACCUGCUCCCGAUCACCCUUCUGCUACCAUACUAGAAGAGGAGGAGGAAGAAGAAGACUACAAAGACAUUGUCGAGCACACUAAAGUUGUCACGGAGAGCUCCCGUGAUGAUCAUGAUCAGGAAUGUCCUUUCAUAGCCGACCACACCUUCCAACAUCCCAAACUGAGCUUUGAAGAGGCGGGCAUGAGUGAGGAGAUGCAAGAAGAUCUCAUGAAAGAAAUUGCUUGGCAGCUUGCUCUCCAAUCCGUGCUAGAAGAAGAAGCGCAAGAAAGGGUGCAGAAAGAAGUUGUGGAGGAUGCCGAAAGUGAAGCAGAAGGAGUUCUUGAUCAUUUCCCAGGGGUGAUACCACAUGAAGAAGAAAGGGAGGUCGAAGAAGCAAUGGGCGUCCAGGCUGAGGACGAAGUUGAGGUGGAAGAGGCUUGCACUGGCUAUGAGUUACUUGUGAUAUCUCCACCAAAUUUCGAGGAGUUGCUUGGCAAGGACCCAUUUGCAGUGUCUCUUUGCCAGACCAAGGCCACAUCGACAUCGGUCCCUCUUGGUGGACGCGAUGGUGGUCAAUCGAUGUUGUCAUAUAUGGUUUGGAGCAAUGAGACGAGAGAAGAUAAGAAGAGGUCUCGAGGAUGGAGACUUCAUCUGCAUCAAGUGCACGAGCUUCCAUCACCAGUCAUACCACAUGCUCGUGACUUGAGACUCCACCUCAUUGACGAGAACCUCAACUUCAAGGAGGUUCUAGCAUGGACCGAAACUUAGGAACCAUCGUCUGGCUCACGACGUGAAAGAAGCGCUUGUUGGGAGGCAACCCAACCAGUCGGUUUGAAUUUCUUUCUCUAUUUCUCCUCGGUUGAGUCAGUUUUGUUAUUUGAUUUUAAAGUCAAUAACUCAACCUUUGUGAGAUUUUGUGUGGUGUUUGCGUUCUGAUUACUCUCUCUUCCUGGAAUGCACCGCCUGACCAGUCCAUCAUCAUUCACCCUGGAUCUGGUAACUUCGUUCUACCCUCCUUAUCUUUCCUCCAUUGAGGACAAUGUCGUGCUUAAGUGUGGGGGUUGUUCGAUUAUGUAUGCGGGUGAAUGUUUGGCUGUUUGUGUGCUUGGAGCCUAGUCCACUGUCCAAAUUUUUAAAUUUGAGGGCUCCAAGUAUGUGUUUCCUUGCAAAUUGCCUGCUCAGUAUGCUUUGAAUCGACUUCUCUAUAGUAAUGUGCAACCUAGGGAGGUAGUGUAGCACUAUGGAGGAGGUUGAAGUAUAAGAUUUUUCCUAUCUAGCUCUCUGUUGUGCCAGUUGAUUUUGUGAAGUAGUGGAGCUAAGACCGUUGAAUUCAUGUGGUAAUGGUGACUCUGUUUGGAUUGUGUUAUGGACUCGUGUAUCGAACAGGGUGCUCAUAUGGAAAAUGGGAAGCAGUUGGUCCUCCAUGUCGAAAUCAUUGAAAUCUUAAACAUGGGGUAAGCCCAACGUGUGUGGCACCGUUCAUUGCACAAAAUCGGGUUUUGGAAGAGAUUUUAGUGAUUCUUAGUGGGGUACUCCUACAAGGUGAAGCUAAGCUGUCUCUAGUACAAGUAAAAUUUUCACCCGUUGAACGGUUUGGCUACUUGAGGAUGUGUUUUUAAGGGCACGGAUAGAGCUUCCGACCCCCCUUGAUUUCAUUGACCCUCCACACGAGUUGAGGAAAAGGAGUUAAAAGAAGUACUCUAGCGAGCGCUAGAUGUACAAAAAUUGCUCUUGCUCGACUAAUAAGGGUCGACCGUGCAAAAGACUGCAGUUGGAACCCCCGCCAAGUGAAUGAAGAAAAAAGAGAAAAAGAAAUGUAAAUGAAAGUGCAAAAAGGGGUUCCAACGGUGAAAUGAAGUGAAAGAGCACCCCGGUACAACGAGUCCUUGGUUGUGAAUGGUGUGAGUCCCUUUGUCCAUGAACUGACUGUCUUACUUCUACUUCUUCUCAUGUUCCUGGCUUGAGUCUAGUACUCGCAUUGAGAGAGAUAGGGGACGUCUUAGAAGACCAAUUGACCUCGUAAGCUGCUAUAUGAUCUAGGAAAUCUACUAUCGACAAUCGGGGUUGUUUGUUGCUAUAGAGGUCUGGAGAGCUGCAUUGGUUUAAGUUAGGUUUGCUUGGGGACAAGCAAACAGUUAAGUGUGGGGGGAUUUGAUGACUCGGUAUUUGCAAAUGUUUUCCCCUUUGUUUCUUGAUUGUUUGAGCUUGAAUUAUUGCGUAUUUGUCCUAUUUUAUGCUAGAUUGUGUUCCUUUGUCACAUUUCAGGUCCUAGCACAUAAAGUGAAGCAUAGGCGCAAGUUUCAAAUCAAUCAGAGAUCAAUUGACGAUUCGGGAGAAGAAACUCGGGCAUGUCCUGAAGAAUAAUGGAUUUCUACCUCAAUUUAUGGACAAAGAAUCAUGCAAUCUUGUCAUGAAAAGAAAGAGGACGAGACUACAAGCGUCUGGGAUCAAACGGGGACUGAUUCGGAGUCCGGACGAGGGAGAAACGAAGCAUUAAACAGAGGCUGAGCAAGCCACACGGGCAUCCUGGAACUCCACACGGCCGUUUGGGUCGUGGCCGUGUGGAAAUCACCGAGCCUUCACACGGGCAGCUGGGAUAGCCACACGGCCGUGUGGCCUGGCCGCGUGAUCGGGAAUUUCUGUUUAAAACUCGAUUUUCAGCCAAAGGAAAGGGGAGAGCUGGGUUUUGGUUCCCAAACACCCAAGGGACGAACCCUAGAGAGAGAGAGCGACUUGGGACAUUCUUGAAGCUAUUUUGGAGGAUUUCUUCACCAUUGGAGCUCGAGAAUCAAGCUUGGAGAUGGAGAUUGAAGAUCUAGAUCAGAUUUCUGCAGUCUCUCUCUUCUCUAUGGAGUAACUUCCCUUCACUUAGGUUUUGAGGAACCCUAGUUCCAUGUGUUAGGAUCUUUCUUGUAUGAAGUUUUGGAUGCUAUAUUGUUUGAUUAUAAUCGAUCGAGGCAUGAUUUAUUGAGUCAAUUGAAUCUUGAUCAAAUUCUCUUGAUUUCUGCUUUAACCUAUGAUAGAUGGAAUCUGAUUAGGUUAAGAGAGCUUCCUUGAUUGAUGGUGGUGAAUUGGUUAUACGAGAGUUAGUCAAUCUACUGCUUUGUACUAGAAUCCAAUUCCGGUAGUGGAGUUCUGUGUUCAUAGCCUCAGCUUUCUAUCCCGGUGAAGGUUAGUCGCCUGCCGAGUAGUUGGACUGAGAGGGCUUGGUCAGCUUAAGAGAUUCCAAGCUACUGUCGGAUCUUCCGCAGUUUAAUCAACAGUAGAUCAACUAAAGGUAAUUGCAACUUGGACCUAAUUGAGGUGCUAGGGGGAAUCAUACCUAAGUGAGUUCACAACUUGUAAUUAGUAGAGUAGUCAGUAGAGUAGUUUAUAAAUCAAUCCUUAAUCUAGUUUGCUAGAUAAUGAACUGAAGCUGAGUAAUAGUAACUCUAGAGACCCGUGGAUUCGAUAUUUAUUACUUGUGUCACUAUACUGUGGUCCCUUUGAUUGGUUACACUUGGCCAUUGUUAGGUGUUGUGUUUUAGCGUGUCAACAAGUGAAGCUGAGCAGAAGCAGUCUAGCAGACAGUGGGAGAAAGCGAAAGGCCACCAGCGCUGCCAGGCUAGUCCUGAUCCAAGUUAGUAGCUCCCUAAUCACAAUAAAUCCAUUCAUCCCACAACUCUGAUGGUUUUCUUGAUAAUCACAGUGAAAUUAUCCAGAUGUAACAAUAAAAUAAACUACUGAUGUUUUU
Molecule: messenger RNA, 11804 nt
Organism: Linum trigynum
Lineage: Eukaryota; Viridiplantae; Streptophyta; Magnoliopsida; Malpighiales; Linaceae
Source: the annotation of a GenBank genome assembly